Messenger RNA from Arabidopsis thaliana (thale cress), 380 nucleotides. RefSeq lists its product as uncharacterized. The record is from RefSeq and is marked reviewed. The coding region runs from base 111 to 335 and encodes 74 amino acids. The transcript has a single exon. Lineage: Eukaryota; Viridiplantae; Streptophyta; Magnoliopsida; Brassicales; Brassicaceae.
CCACAACUACACACAAUCCAAAUAUACUUUUGAUAUUCUCCUUCAUCUUAAAUAUCGUUUCCAAGCUCGUCAUUUUGUGAAAUCAUUCUCGUUUUUACACGAACGCAAUAAUGAGCGGCAAAACAUCGAUCACUAGCAGGUCAGACGAAUUUCAAAGGCAGAUAGAUCAUAAAGAGAUGCCUCGAGAUCACCAAAUUGAAAGGCACACUCAUAUUCACACGACGCGUUACCGAGGGGGCAGUCUAGUUGAGGAGGUCAUCGAGAAGCUUGAGAGAUUCAAAGUACGUACGGUUAACAUCUUGGUGGGAGGAGAAGAUGACGAACAGAAGAAAUAAAACAAUUACCAAAUAUUCAAAUUCAUUCAUUCAUUCAUUUCUAAC